Pygocentrus nattereri (red-bellied piranha) is the source of this 914-nucleotide messenger RNA. It is a transcript of the gene wfdc2, whose product is annotated as WAP four-disulfide core domain 2. Gene Ontology annotation, molecular function: peptidase inhibitor activity. Gene Ontology annotation, cellular component: extracellular region. NCBI's taxonomy places the organism in Eukaryota, Metazoa, Chordata, Actinopteri, Characiformes, Serrasalmidae. Bases 23 to 652 code for a protein of 209 amino acids. Gene Ontology annotation, biological process: antibacterial humoral response; innate immune response. The record is from RefSeq and is a predicted model, not a curated record. The transcript is spliced from 4 exons.
AGACUCUGAACGAGCGGAGCUGAUGAAGCCAGCAGGCAGCGGGACCCUGCAGACCCUCCCCGCCUCCCCGCCCCCCGGUCCCCGGUCCCGUCGCCUCGGCUCGUCUUCCCAACAGUCCAGUGCUGUGCAGCUCGUUCAGGGGAGGAUGAAGACCGGACUGCUGUGUUUUGUUAGCCUUGUUCUGCUCAGUGUGGCUCAACGGCCGAGUCCCGCCGGAGCGGCACCGGGACGGAACUCCACCGUGCUCAAGGCUGGCCACUGCCCCAGGAAGCUGACGGUCAUACCGUCCAGUCGUGCAUGCGUCUGCGAUGACGACUGUCCAGGAGACGACAAGUGCUGCGUCUUUGACUGCGGAGCCGUCUGCGUGCCUCCAGCUUUCACAAAGCCGGGCGUGUGCCCACGUCGGAAGUGGGGCUCAGGGAUGUGUGCGGAGUACUGCACCAACGACAGCGACUGUCCAAACGAGGAGAAAUGCUGCCACAACGGAUGCGGCCAUGAAUGCAUUGCCCCUUAUACAGUGAAGCCUGGUCGAUGCACCAAGCCCAAAGGGACUCCAAUGUGUGCGGAGUACUGUUACCAUGACGGCCAGUGCCCUGGUGAGCAGAAGUGCUGCCGGACCACAUGUGGUCAUGCCUGCAGCGAGCCCUGCUGAUCGAGUGUGGCUGGCAGCUGGAAGGACACAAUCAUAUGUUAUACGCCGAGAGAGAGAGAGAGAGAGAGAGAGAGAGAGAGAGAGAGAGAGAGAGAGAGAGAGAGAGAGAGAGAGAGUGAGAGAGAGAGUGAGGGAGAGAAUGAGAGAGAGAGAGAGAGAGAGAAAGAGAGAGAGACUGAAUGGAAUUUUUCCCCCCAUUGGGACUUUUUUUAUAUGUAUAACCUCCUAAAUAAACCAUACAUUUUUCUUUUGGUAAAUUUUA